This is a messenger RNA of Leptomonas pyrrhocoris, 4857 nucleotides long. RefSeq names its product putative mitochondrial adenosine monophosphate deaminase-like protein. Gene Ontology annotation, biological process: AMP metabolic process; IMP salvage. Gene Ontology annotation, cellular component: cytosol. The record is from RefSeq and is a predicted model, not a curated record. The transcript has a single exon. The coding region runs from base 118 to 4857 and encodes 1579 amino acids. Gene Ontology annotation, molecular function: AMP deaminase activity. Lineage: Eukaryota; Euglenozoa; Kinetoplastea; Trypanosomatida; Trypanosomatidae.
GUUUCCAUCGCCGAUUGAAGUUUGCUUAAACAAGCGGAUCAGACGAAAGUUGUCUGGUGGAAUAGGUGUCUCGUGGCGCAACUUUGAAUUUCUUCUUGCGGGGAGCUCCUUCUUGCAAUGGACGAGAAUGCGCAGGCACAUCCCGGUGUGCGAGUUGGCGCGACGUCCGUUAUUUCACGCAUGAUGUCGCACAAACCGCCAGCGCAGCGCAAUUCGGGCAUUUCCUCCUUCAAUACGUCCGCCACCAACACCGGCGCCGCGGCGGACUCGCACAGGCAAAGUCGCACUCAACGGCACGAGGGGGAUGGACUAGCAAACAGCAACAACAUAGAUGUCGGAGGCGGCCGCGCACCUCCCGGCUCCAGUGACGCAGCUGCCGCACCCACGUAUCACCGCAUCAUGAUCGACGGCGACGAAGGCGACAAGGACUACCUAACGAGUGUCGGCAUCAUCGCCAACAUCAUCCAGUCCCGCCAGACCUACAAGGACAUCGACAAGGGACAACGCGAGACCCCACUGACGGUGGAGGAGGUGGAGCAGCGGUACCGCGACGUCGUGUCGUCCUCCUUCUCGCCUUCUCCUUCCCAGUCGUUCAGCGGUGGCGGCGACGCUCUUUUGUCAGGUGACGCGCGUGGAGCACAACAGCAGCAGCAGCGCCAGCCACAGCAGCAAGGGAGGGCGUCAGCGAGCUUAGAUGUGCUGAUGGGUCUUGAAUUCAAGCGAGGCACCUUCACAUUUCGCGACAUGCGCACCCGCAUCGUCUCGUGGGAGCAGUACGUGAAGGACAUUCGGGCAGUGUACGGCGCCAUCGAAAACGGACCCUGUCUCUCCUCCGGCCGCGCGCGUGUGACGUCCAUAGCUGAAAAGUUCCGGCUCUACUCGCUGCUGAAUCAAGAAAUCGAAGGCAACUGCGAUGAGCUGUUCCGCGACGGCGGCGUGUACGCGCCGUGCACCCGAGUCGACAACAACGUCAACUUGCACACCUCCGUCGUGGCGCCGGUACUGUUGGACUACGUGGUGACGACGGCGCUGGAGCAGCCUCGCAUGCCGCUUUACGUCGAUGAGAAGACGCAGCAGCCUGUUACCCUGGCCGGCUACCUCGAGACGGGCGGUGUACACGACCCGCGUGCGCUCACCGUGGAGGGGCUAGGGCUGCACCCCACGCUCUACCGCAACAAGUACCUCCCCUAUGACAUGUUUGACGCCAAGCUCAACCCAGCCGGCGAGUUUGGCGCGACGCUUCUCCAGGCGGUGCUGUCCACCGACGGACCAAAUCAGGGCGAUCUCUGCGGGGUGCUGCUGCGCGCGGAGCUGGAGCGACGGGAGUAUCAAAAGAAGCAAGUCACCGCAACGGAAAUGGCGCUGGAGGUGCACGGCUACCACCCAGAGGAGAUGCUGCGUCUCGCCGCGUGGGUGCGGCGGCAGGGCUUCAACAAGUUCUCUCGCAACCGGUGGGUGCUGGCAAUCAAGCGGCAGCGUCCCUCCUCGCGGGGGCCGAAUGAGCUGCCCGACAAGUGCAACACGAUCGGAGACAAGCUGCGCAAUCUGUUCCGCCCGCUCUUCAUGGCGACGCUCUGCCCCAACGACCCGCAGUGGGCGGACGUGGCGCAGCUGCUGGCGAACACGGGCGCCCUCAGCGUCUUCACGCACAACGUCGUGCGCAUGGAGAACUUCCACACGGGAGAGGUGGACCCCGACACGGUGCCGUGGAGUGGGGCAGCCGUUCCUGUGCCGGGGCAGGCCGAAGUGCGCGUCGGUGGCUGCAGCGACUACUACUUCUUUUAUUACGUGUGGGCCAACCUGACCUCGCUCAACGCGCUUCGCGUGCGCCUUGGACUGAACACUUUGCUUUUCACGCCGUCCGUGCACGAGCAAGCCCCCGCGUACGACCAGCUUGUGUGCUCGUUCUUGUUAGCGGACGUCGUGCACCACGUCAGCUCCCUCGCCAAGAGCUGGAUCAUGCAGUUUCUGUACAUGUACUGCCGCAUCGGUAUCGUGCUCUCCCCGCUGCGCGACAACGCGCUCAGCACGGCCUACUUUGACAAUCCCUUCCUGAAGUACUUCCAUCAAGGCAUGCGUAUCUCCAUCAGCACCUCCGACCCUCUCUACUUUCACCACAACGAGGUGCAGCCCCUCAUGGAGGAGUACGCCACCCUCUGCAAGCUCUGCUCCCUCAGCCCUAUGGACACGAUGGAGCUGGCGCGCAACAGCGUGCUGAACAGCAGCUUCCCGGAGGCAAUGAAGCGGGAGUGGCUGGGCGAGCACUACACCCCACUCGGUGCGCAGGGCAAUGAGCUGCGUCGGUGUGGCGUGUGUGCGUACCGCCUGCAGUUCCGUCAUGAAACUUUAGCGCACGAAGAGGAGCUGCUGAAUCGCUUGCUUGAGAAAGCAGGCAUCAAGGCUCCGGGCGGCGGCGCUGGCGGUGACAGGGACGGCAGCCGUCCGCUGGCCAUUCAUUUGAUCCCCUACGCGCAAUCGGUUCUCGUGUCGGACCUCGUGCAGCAGUCGCGGCACCACUCACGCCGCAUGAACUACACCGAUCAGCGCAUUGAGUAUCCCCGCAUCGACAUUUACUACGGCGGCCAUCGGCAGGGCCUCGCGACGGAUGCGGUGGUGGCCCUGCGGCAGGCGAUCGGGAUGCGCCGCAAGUACGCGGGCAACGUCAACCGCACGGCGGCGGACACCAACGUGCACGUCGAGGACGUCUUCAGCACGACGCACCGCUUCAACGAGGCGCAGUGGGAGUACAACACCUACUACGGCGUGUGCAUCUUGUCGUUGCGCGGCAAGACGCCGUCGUGGCCGACUUUCCUGCCCACCAUAACGGAGUUUAUCCGCGACAUGGCCACGAUGCGACAGGUGGCCAACUCGGUCGCGCUUCAACGCCUGGCCAUACACCGACUCAACCUCCUCGAGCAAAAGUUUCUCUUGCACUUGUCGAUGAACGUGUCGAACGAGGCGGGGAAGAAGGAGGAGAAGGAGUGGAACAACCGCGACUUCUUUACGGCGUACAAAGUCGACACGAACGUCCACACCGACGCAGGGUCCAACGCGCGCACGCUGUUGGAGUUCUUCGUCGACAAGGCGCUGAAUCACGGCGAGGACGUCGUCUUUGAGCGUCACCACCACCCCGUCACGCUGCGGGAGCUCUUGAAGGAGUACGAGAUGGACGUGCACCACAUUACCGUGGACGAGCUGCACCACCACCUCAGCACCCAUCCCGACUUGCGUGGCAUCUUUCUUUCACCCUUCAACUUCAUGCAGGGGCGCUACUUCGCUGAGCUGACGAAGCGCACACUCGACAUUUACGAGGAGGACGCCUACGGCUUUGCAGAGAACCGACUCACCAUCACCGGGGAAUCGGAGCAGGAGUGGUACGACCUGGCGCACUGGUUUGACCGCUACGGCAUGGCCAGCUCGCGCAGCCGAUGGAUGGUGUGUUUGCCAUGGCAGUACCGCCGCCUCCGUCGCACCGGCGCGCUCAAGAACUUCGGCGAGUUCCUCGACAACGUCUUCCACCCGUUGUGGGAAAUCAGUCUGCACCCGGCCAAGGACACAAAGUUUCACUACCUACUGGCGCACAUCUCUGGCUUUGACUGCGUCAUGGAUGAGUCGAAGAUCGACCUGCCCCUCUCGGAUGUCUCGCCGCACGACUGGACCAGAGACUUCAACCCGCCCUACAGCUACUACAUGUACUACAUGUGGGCGAACAUCACGACGCUGAACGAGUUCCGCGCCUCGCGGGGGCUGAGCACCUUCACGCUGCGGCCGCAGUGCGGGGAGCGGGGUGGUAUGGACCACUUGGUGACGGGUUUCUGUCUCGCCAACAGCAUCAACCACGGCGUAACGUUGGCGCGGCACCCCGUGCUGGAGUACAUGUGGUACAUUGCUCAAGUCGGCGUGGCCAUGUCGCCCCUCAGCAACACUGCCGGCGCCUCUGCCUACCUCGAGAACCCCUUCCCUGUUUUCUUCCAUCGAGGGCUGAAUGUCAGCCUUGCGACGAACCAGCCAAUGUACUUCCACUUCACGCGUGAACCCCUCGUUGAGGAGUACUCCAUCGCGGCGAAGCUGUGGAAGUUCGAGCUAAACGACCUCUCUGAGAUUGCGCGAAACAGCGUCCUGCAGAGCGGCUUCUCGGCGGCGUGGAAGGAGAACGCGCUGGGUCCCCGCUAUCAGCUCCGUUCCACCCUCGGCAAUGAUGUGCGUCGCAGCCGCGUGUCUGAUAUCCGCGUCGCCUACCGCUACGAGGUGUACCACACCGAGCUGAACUUUCUGGACGAGCAGCUGGCCGUUGCGCCACCGAGCUUCAUGCAAAACAGCUCAACCAGCGGUACGAGCUUGAUGGAUCAGGCCCCACAAAAGGCAUCCCGCACGUCGGCCUCUGCAGUUCCGAACGCGAAUGCUGCUGCGGUCGCGGCGAAGCGCAUGCCGCGCGCGAUGAAGACGCUGGAGGAGGAGUUGGCGUUUUGCGGAGAUGUGGCAGUGGGUACGCUUUGGCGAGGCAUGUCCGUCUCUGGCAUCUCAAGUGAGCCUGGCAUUGGGAGUGUCAGUGUUGAUAGGGGCGUCAGUGCGAGUAACGCAGGAGGCGUGCCGCUGAUGUUCUCCUCGGGGUUCGUGACGCUGGAGUCGCGUGCCGAGCAGCUGAAGCGCGAGAUUCAGCAACUCGACGCGGAGCUGACGCGCAUGCGGGCCGUGUCGCUGCAGGUGGCAGGACAAAACAAUUCCAUUGCGAUGCAGGUGAACGCCAUUCGCGAGCGGUUGCGGACAGAGGGUUUGACGAUUCUGGGCGGCCUCUAUCACCCCUCUGAGGAUGAGCGCGCUGACGAGACCACGGAGGUUGCGCAGCGCAAAGACUGA